AUGACAGACACCGUUCGGGGGAAUGAGCUUAGCGAGCAAAAUCUCAAGGAGCUGAUCAACACUAUCAAUGCGGAAACGGAGGACCCUGAUUCAGAGAAAGAAAGCACAGAUCCAGGCACUGCCUCUUUCGACAAGGAACGAAAGAGGACCUUCAGAACAAUUGAUGAGAUUGUCGAGGAGAAAAGUCCAAUAUUGAACCCCGAGGUAGAACGGGAACUUCGCGUGCGUCGCUCCUAUGCUGCUUUUUGCGAAGACUUCACAUCGUCGGGUACUCUCGGUCCGAAGAGGAGAUUUGAGAUGAAUAUGGGAAUGGACGGCCACAUUGAAGAGACAGAGACUAUGCCAGAAUCAUACUCAAGGUCUGGCGAAGCACUGUCCCUCGAGCACCGCCAAGGUCCUUUUCAAACAUCGUCCGAACUAUCGUCACAGAUACCAGCUUUGGAGCCGGUCUCUUGCAGUCGGGAAAGGGGAUCGAACGCUAUAGAUCAGCCCAAAACGGGUGUCGACAAUGAGAAGGAUAAUCUUGAGGUUCAACCACCGUUCAUAACUUGUCCUCGGCCGUCUUCUCUGAUUAUGACACCGUCUGUCUACGGAGAGAUGCAACGCGCAACUCGAGAAAGAAAGCGAGCUCGAAAACAAAAGCUCCUGGGACCAUUCCGUGCACUAUUCUUUAAGGGGCACCCUUUGCACAGACAGAGGUAUGACAUGGACUAA
Messenger RNA from Penicillium daleae, 714 nucleotides. RefSeq lists its product as uncharacterized. The record is from RefSeq and is a predicted model, not a curated record. Bases 1 to 714 code for a protein of 237 amino acids. NCBI's taxonomy places the organism in Eukaryota, Fungi, Ascomycota, Eurotiomycetes, Eurotiales, Aspergillaceae. The transcript has a single exon.